AUGAGCAAGCGAGCAGCUGGAAACAAUUGGGAGAGCGGCGAAAGCAGAUACGGCGGAGCAGCGCCUGGCAUGGAUAACACAGACAAGCCCAUGCAGGCUACGGCCGCGCAGAUGGCCAACAGAAAUUGGCUGCGGGAGCGGUUGUUAACCGCACACUCCACGAAACACCCACACCACGCUCGCGUACCAACUCGCACCACCAUCGCACUCUUCCACAGUUCCACCGCCGUCAUGGCGCCGCAUAUCCUACCAGAAUACACCUUGAUGAGGACCUGGUUCCUCACGCGCGUCUCGAAGUACAAGGAGCUGGACAAGACGAUCGUGAGGGAAUACGAGCAAUAUGUCGGGCUUUUGCCUGAGGAGUUUUUGAAAUACGGCCUGGGUAGAACUGACGUCAAAGCUAGAAUCGCAGCGGCGAAGAGAUCAGCCAGCGCACGCGCUCGCAGCGGCAGUCCAGCUAUCAAUAUGCCGCCGCAGCCGAAUCCAUUCGGUGGAGGAGGUGGUGGUGGCAUGUUCGGCGGCGGCGCGAUGCAGCAACCCCAGCAACAGCAGCAGCAGCCCGCGGCCAAUCCUUUUACUGCCAGCAGCUUCGAUUUCAAUUUCGGUGGCAAUCAGACAAACGGCACCUCGACCAAUAACCCUUUCGCAUUUGGCGCAUCUGCGCCAGCACCUUCCCAACCCCAGCAGAACGGCAUUUCGAACAUGUUUGGCCAGUCAGCAGCUCCAAGCUUCGGCUCUGGCACGGCCACUUCAUUUGGCACCAAUGCCUCGCAGCCACAGCAGAAUGGCUUCAACCCGUCUACCUCGAUGUUCAAUCAGCCGUCGCAGUCACAGCAGACCAACAGUACCGGUUUCGGCUUUGGCCAGAUUCCUUCCACUCCGCAGAAUGGCACCAGCACGCCGACCACCAGCUUUGGCGGUUUCGGCAGCCAGGCACCGCAGAGUAACACGAAUGGCAACGUGAGCUUCAAUUUCGGUGGAGCUGCUCAAGAGAAGCAGGAGCCAAAGCCAUCAACUCCCUUCGCAAGCUUUGGCCAGACACCCACAGCGAGCAAUAAUCAACCAUCCAAUCCAUUUGGCAACUUGGGCCAGAAUACACAGCAGAAUGGUGACAAGCAGAGUACUCCACUCGCCGGCUUUGGUACGCAGAAUACACAGCAGAAUGGCACAUUGUUCUCGGGCAUCGGGCAAGAGAAGCCAAAGCAGAAUGGAGAGAGCAGCAGCAACCUGUUCGGAAACAUUGGACAGCAAAAGACGCCAGAGCCUGAGCAGUCGAACACGCUGUUCUCAGGAAUUGGUCAGAAGCCUGUCGAGAGUACGGGAACUAGCAGUAAUCUGUUCGGCAAUCUCGGACAAAAGCCAUUGAGCAGCGCCGGCAACAAUCUAUUUCCCGCUGCUUCUCUGCCAGAGCAACAAACUCCAAAGCCGACAACAAGCCUUUUCAGCGGCCUUUCCAACACGCCUUCGACAAGCCUUUUCAAUGCUCCAUCCAGCUCAGUGCCUGCAAGCACCGGCAAAGGCCUGUUCGGCUCUCAGACCAUGUCGAAUGAGCCUAGCAAGGUUACUGGCAGUGUCUUCGAUAACCUUCCACCUAGGGAGACUCCACAGUUUGGAUCACACAUUCCAGGCCAAGCGUACAAGGAAGGCGACGAUGAAGAGGGACAACAGGCUGAGAGCGGCAAGAUCGAGCUUUUCCCGAAAUCGAAAGAAGCAGAACAGGCGCCGCCAUCAAACCUAUUCGGAGGGGUUGGUUCCACUGAAGCAGCGUCGGGCAGCUCGCUGUUCAAGCUGAGCGCGGCUCAGCAAGAUACCAGCAUGACUACUCCGAGUGCCACACCACAAAAGCCGCUCUUUGCUCCAUCCGAGAUGCCAGCGACACAACCUUCAGCAGCACGAUCGCUGUUCGACCGGAUCGAUGCGCCCGCUCCUUCGGCCACCUCAGCUUCACAGCCGGCGAAGUCAUUGUUUGAUCGGACAGAGCAGAAUCCAGACGAGACGCCCAAGGCGUCAUUGUUCAAUAACGCUUCUGCAACACCAGCUGCCGCGAAGCCUAUGUUCUCGCAGCCAGCUCCAACACCCGAGGCACCAUCUGCCUCGAUAUUCCAGAAGCCAGCUUCGUCUGCACAUAUUCAGGUGCCAUCAAAGAACAUGUUCUCGCAAACUCCAGCAGCCUCAUCUACUGCAGCUCUGCCCGCAGCGGCGCAAUCGUCCACGCCUAAGCAGCCUGUGCCACCAGCCAAGCACACGUUCAAAGAAUCCGGCAGAACCGGCUACCGACCCGUGGCUGCUGCCCAAGGAGCACUAAGUGAGUCUCAGAGAGCUUCAUUCGAGAAGUUGAACGACGCACUUCUGGCGCACAUCAACAAGUUAGAGACCAACCAGGACUUGAGCGAGAUAUUUAGAUUCGCUCUGGUCGCAUCUGCAGACAUUGCUGGCCGAUCACGACCAACUGAGUCUGAACUCCACCCUGCGCCUCCUCAGGCAGCUAUUCCUGCAUCAGCUGCUGCCGGAUCUGGCAACAUUUCCUCUGCGGCUUCUGCAAAUGCGACGACGUCGUCUGGUAAGCAACCAGUCCAAGGCUCGGGCUCAAGCACGGCCGCGCCAUCACAGACCAAUCUGUUCGCGCAGACGCCGAAGGCGGCUCCAGUAACGAACCUGUUCAGCCAGCCGCCAACUACCGCACCUACCAAGAAGCGGUUGUUCGAAGAGGAUAGCGAUGAUCUGGCACAACAGCCCGCUACAGAGAAGCGCAUUAAGCCGAACGAGCCACAACAAUAUCCGACCCUCCCUGCUGCGGCGAGUAAUACCGCCAAACUUUUCGCUUCCACGCUCGACAAGCCUCAAGGAGAGGAGACACCGAAGCCAGCAUCCACAUCUGGCUUCAGUCCAUCAACGAAAUCACUGUUUCCCGCGCCGACUUCCGGAUCUGGAACAUCAAAGCCAGCGACUUCAGGCUUCACGCCAUCCUUUGGCGCCCAGACGAGUACUGCAAGACCUUCUGGUUUCACUCCAGCCGGCGGUGCUACUGCUGGUAGCAGUUUCUUGAGCUCGUUUGAAGCCGCUGCGAAGGCACAAGAGGAGCAAGAUCGCAAGAAACGUAAGUCAGAUGACUACGACAGCGACGAAGAGACCGAGGAGCAAUGGCUCAAGCGUGAUAAGGAGAAGCAGGAGGCGAAGCGACAGAAGAUUGAGGAGGCAGCGAAGAGCGCCAAGGGCUUCAGCUUCACGACCUCCACAUCCAAUGGCCCAACUUCACCUGCGAAGCAGCCGACUGCCGCAGCUUUGGAGAAGGCACAGGGCAAGGGCGAUAACACAUGGAAGCCUGAGACGCCCAUCAAGUUCAGCCUAUUCAAUGCUGGCGAUAAUGCGUCUACGACACCUGCUGUCUCGCCGCCCAAGCUUGGCGGCGGAAGUCUGUUUGCAAACAGCGCAGUUGGAAAGGCCGCCGGUGGCGGUCUUUUUAGUGCCGGAUCCGCAUCUACCGACACCUCAAGCAAGCUUGCGCCGCCAUCUACCGGAUUCAACUUCAGCUCUCAGCCUUCGUCACUCGGCGUUUCACGUGCAACUACGCCUGGUGUCACGACUGACGGCGAGGCUUCUACGGCGGCAGAGGGCGAAGAUGUGGAUGUAGAGACCUCAAACGAUCCACAAGCUGAGGAUCAGACUGGAUUGACGACUGAGGAGCAAGACGCGAAUGAUGUCUUAGGCGAGUUCCAUGAUGUCAAGACCUCGAAAUUCGAGCUCAACGACCAAGGUCAGAAGAAGUGGGUGCCAAAGGGCUUUGGUGUUGUCUACCUACUCAAGGACAAGGAGACCGGAAAGACACGGAUCCUUUCGAGAGUCGGCACUGGCAAGCUGACACUCAACUACAAUCCUCUGAAGGGCAGCAAGUAUGCGAUCCACCCAAAGAAAGAUACAAUGGUCACCGCAGCAUUCUGGGACCAUCUCCACACGACCGAGCCUGCUCUCGGUCAAUUCAUUAUGACUACGAGCAAGGCAGCCGAUGCAAGCGAAUUGGCACGCAUCUUGACGGAAGGCACACCGCAGUGA
Molecule: messenger RNA, 4050 nt
Organism: Pseudocercospora fijiensis CIRAD86
Lineage: Eukaryota; Fungi; Ascomycota; Dothideomycetes; Mycosphaerellales; Mycosphaerellaceae
Exons: 3
Coding region: 1-4050 (1349 amino acids)
Source: RefSeq, a predicted model, not a curated record